Messenger RNA from Diabrotica virgifera virgifera (western corn rootworm), 2924 nucleotides. Its product is annotated as prostatic acid phosphatase. The record is from RefSeq and is a predicted model, not a curated record. Gene Ontology annotation, biological process: dephosphorylation. NCBI's taxonomy places the organism in Eukaryota, Metazoa, Arthropoda, Insecta, Coleoptera, Chrysomelidae. Gene Ontology annotation, molecular function: phosphatase activity. The transcript has 4 exons. Bases 145 to 1395 code for a protein of 416 amino acids.
UUUUAACUAGAUAGCUAUUUUUGAGUAUUUUGCGAUAACAGUAGAAAUUUACUUUUAUAAUUUCGUAAAAUAUGUACCUAUAUGUAUAUAUUUUUUAUGAUUUUAUUUUGUAUCCUGUUUUCUAAACAAUCAACAAAAUAAUAAAUGUUUGAAACAUUCCGAUAUAUAUACACGAAAAAUGACAACAAUAUUGUUAGAUUCACGAUGGACUUGGUAACUUAUGUUGUCUUUGUCAGUUUUCUGGGGAUUAUUGGAGUCACUGCCAAUUUAAUAGCUGUUGUACAGGUAGUUCGACAUGGUCAACGGACGCCAAUUACAUUCUUUCCCACAAACAAAUAUUCUGAUAGGUCGUACUGGGGAAACCUUGGUCCAGGGCAACUAACAAAUGAAGGCAAACGCCAACACUAUGAAUUGGGUCAAUACACACGAAAAAGAUAUUCAAACUUUCUUCCUCUCAAAUAUAAUGAAUCCAGUUUCGCCGCUUAUACAACAGAUGUUGACAGGACCCACAUGUCUGCACAAUGCAACGUUUAUUCCCUCUUUCCAGCAUUCGAAGAGCAGAUGUGGCAUAGAAAUGUAAACUGGCAACCAAUUCCCAUUCAUCCUAUUAGCAUAGAUGUUUUUUCUGGCGAACCAGCUUGCCCAAAUUAUAAUGUACUUAGGGCUGCUAUGUUAGAUGAUGAUUUAUCACAAUCGAUAGAUGCGAAAUAUGCAAGAGUAUACAAUUACAUCAACAGAUAUACUGGAUUAAAGAUAAAGAGUUUUAGCGAAAUUCGUACCGUUUUUGACGAUUUUAAAAUUCAAGUUGACGUAGGUCUUCCUCUCCCAGAUUGGGCUAAAGCUGUCUAUCCAGAACCUGUUACAUCUAUUGCAGGAUGGCUUUUUGAAUCAUUCACCAGAACAGACGAGAUGAAAAGAUUCGCUACAGGAAGAUUUUUAAAUAAUAUCUUAGAAUAUUUUGAAAAUAUGUCGGAAGAUUGCACCUACUCUCAAAAAUAUCAAUUUUAUAGUGGUCAUGACCUCAACAUCGCCUCAAUCUUGAACUCAUUUGGAGCAUUUAAUCCACCCUACCCACCACAAUUUGCGAGUACAGUAUAUAUGGAGCUUCAUUUGGAAGAUUGGGAACCCGUUGUAAAAGUGUUUAGCAAAGACGGAAAUAAGAUAAAACAAAUCAGUGUUAACGGAUGUCCAUUAAGCUGCCCCUUAUCUGAAUUUAGGGAAGUUCUGAGCCCAGUGAUAGUUGAUAAAAUUACUCUUGAUGAAGAAUGCAGACAAAUCAUCCAAGAAGAAGAAGAAGAAGAAGAGGACGAAGAAGAAGAAGACAGAAAGUAUGAUUUGAAGAAGACGUUGAAAUUUUCUGCGGAGGGUCUAAAAGCAAAUAGCUAUUUAACGUAAACUUUGGAUAUAGUGUAUUUUUAAAAUGGUAAAAAAUAUGUGAUAUUGUUUAUGUAUUCUUUUUCUCAUAGACAUCUUUCAGUGCGUCACAGUUUUUCGAUUUCUUUCUAACGCAUUAAAUUGUAUGUGACAGAAAAAAAGGCACGUCUGUGAUUACAGACAUUUAUAAUAUUUAUUCUAGUUGUCGAUAGAUUUCGCUAUAAUCGAAAAAAAUUUAUUUGUGUACCAAGUCAGUAAAAUGACUCUUUAUCGAACGAGUCUGAUAUUACGAGAAGAGUGAGCGUGGCGAGCGAGGCGAGUAAUAGACGAGUUCGAUAAAGAGUCUUUACUGACGUGGUGCAUACAAAAUUUAACGCCAAUAUUAUUUGAUUGGAAAAAAACUUGGAAUUUGACUUCCGAUGAUUGGCACCUUAAAGUUGACUACGUAAGAGUUUGGGCUCUGUAAUGAUUUAAAAAAUAAUAUAAAAUUUAUAAAAAAAUUAAUAAAAAUCGGUCGGUUAUUUAACUUCUUUAAAAUCUCAUUAUAACACCACACCAUUUUUUAAAUUUUAGUAUCUUCAUUAUUUCAUAAAAUUAAUCAUGUUUAAUUUUAAUAAUCCCCGAAUGAAAAACUGAAGAAUGAAGUGGUGAAAACUUGACAGCUUGGACAAUGCCAAAAUAUAUUUUAUCUAAAAUUUCACUUUCUAUAAUAAUUUGAUAUUGGUUUUAACACUUACUUGCAAUUUACAAUAAUUUAAGAACUUUAUAAAUUUUAGAUGUCAUAAUAAUUUCAUGACAUUGAUGACAGUCAACUUUCGAUUUUUAAUCGAUAAGUAGUUAUCAGUAUUGAAUAAUUACUUAAUCGGUGAAAUUUUAAUUUAUUUUAUAUGAAUAUAAUUACAAAAAAAUACAGAACUUCACUUUUUGACAUAAAUUUAAUUGAUAAUAUCGCAAAUUGUGUACGAUAUUUUUAAUAAUUAAAGUAAAUAAAUUUUAAGUUCACUCAAAUACUCGCUAUUCGAUUACUGCCAUCGACCAGUUACAUUCAAUCACGGUUAAUUUGAUUAAUUACGGCAGGUAAAGUAAAAAUAUUCUUUCAGUACAAUAAAGUGUUAAUUUACUGCCGCAAAUGAGGGCAAAUGAGUACAAUAAUGAAUGGCUUUAGUGACGGUUGGCGAUAAAUUUAUUUACGAAUUAUAUAAUAUAUCUACUCAUUUAAUCUGUGCAAUUUAUAAGACUAUACAAAUAAAAAAAAUAUCAUUUUAUAAAUGCAAUAACCACAAUUGAUUUGUUUUUAUGCAAAUAAAAUGUGACAACUGUCAGAUUUGACUAAAAUGUCAUGUUAGAAUAAAUGUUAUAAAUGUAUACCUAUUAUCACGGACUUACCUUUUUUCUAUCAUUUGUGACGCACUGAAAAAUGCUCAUGAAAAGAAGCAUAUAAUAUUAAUCUAUUAAUAGUAUAGCACCACUUGAUUCAUAUUCCCUAAUAUUUAUUUUUAACAAAAUUUUAAUUUAUAAUACACACCUAUGUAUGUAACCGAUUUUAAUAA